Messenger RNA from Xiphophorus hellerii (green swordtail), 1911 nucleotides. RefSeq names its product B-cell receptor CD22-like. The transcript has 10 exons. NCBI's taxonomy places the organism in Eukaryota, Metazoa, Chordata, Actinopteri, Cyprinodontiformes, Poeciliidae. The record is from RefSeq and is a predicted model, not a curated record. The coding region runs from base 122 to 1720 and encodes 532 amino acids.
AAGAAGAGGAAGGAAACUAAACUCCUCUGCGUCACUUCCACCCUCAGAGUCGAUGCUCUGCAGCGUUUCAUUGCAACACAGCAGCUUCUCCUGAGCCAAACAGUUAAAGAGAGAAGCAGCGAUGAGUUUUUCUGCAGCAGCAGCAACUGGGUUUGUUGUCCUGUUCCUCUCUGUGACAGUGGGAGAAGAUGAACCUGCCUGGUCAGUUAAAUAUGAUCCAUCUCAGAUCUGUGCCUUUAGAGGAUCAACAGUGACGAUAAAAUGCUCCUAUAAAUAUCCAUCUAGAAUACAAGGAAUAAAAACAGAAGUUAAAAAUAAAAUCUGGUUCACUAAAGGAAAUAAUCUAGUCCCUUUGGAUCUGAUGAACGACUCUGACUAUAAAGAUCGAAUAACUUAUAACGUUACAAAGAGCAGCAGCAGCAGCUUUCUGACAAUCAAAGAUCUGAAACAAAGAGACUCAGCAAAGUACAAGUUCAGGUUCAUAACAAACCAACCAGGUGGAGCAUUUACUGGUUCACCUGGAGUCACCUUGACUGUUCUAGAUCCAGACCUCAGAGUUCAGGUCAGAAGAUCAGAGACGCAGACGGAGCUGAAGUGUGAAAGCAGCUGUGACCAAAUCAAACCUCCUUCAUAUGUUUGGUUCAACAAAGAGGAGAAAAUGGAGCAACAGACUUCUUCUAUAGUCGUCUCAGUCAGAGAUGGAGGCAGAUAUUCCUGUUCUGUUAAAGGACACGACGAUCUCCGCUCUCCCUCUGUGUAUGCUCCAGAGUCUCUCUCUGCUAAACUGAUGUCCUCUGGUCAGAUAACUGAGGGACGUUCAGUGACUCUGAGCUGCAGCAGUGAUGCUAACCCAGCAGCUAAAUACACCUGGAGGAAGAAGAACAACCAAUCAGUUGUCAGUACAGACCAACAGUUUGUCCUCAGCUCCAUCCUGUCCUCAGACUCUGGACAGUAUUACUGCACAGCUCAGAACCAGCUGGGAGAGAAAACAUCUGGACUCGUCUCUGUCCAGGUCACAUAUGCUCCCAGGCCUCCCUCUGUGUCAGUGACUCCCUCUGGUGAAAUCAUGGAGGGCAGCCUGGUGACUCUGAGCUGCAGCAGUGAUGCUAACCCAGCAGCUAACUAUAGCUGGUACAAGGAGGGAGAGGAGGCGCCAAAAGCUUCAGGACAAAACUUCACCAUCACUAACAUUUUGUUCAAGCAGAGAGGAAACUAUUACUGUGAAGCUCAGAACAGCAGAGGGCGCUGUAACUCCACUGUGACCGUGAACGUUGUGGCAGCACCAAGGAACCGAGUCGCUGCUGCUGCUGCUGCUGUUUCUGCUGUUCUCCUGAUUCUCAUCCUCAUCUGCCUCCUUGUGUGGCUCAUCAGAAAAACCAAAGUGUGGAAGCAGCAGUCCAGACCUGGAGCAGGACCAGUUCCCAGUGAACAGGUGAACCCAGCAGAGGAAAGUGUUGCCUACUCUGUUGUCCACUUAGCAACGAAACAGGAAGAGCCUCUUUACUGCAACACGGUCCAACUUGGUCCAACUCGGCCCAAGAGACACAAGAAGAGGAAGGAAGAAGAGACGGUGGAGUAUGCCUCUGUUAACUGUGGCAGAACCAGGACUGAUGCAAGAACCGAGUCUGAAAAGCAGGACAGUGUGGAGGAUCCAGCUGCCUUGUACAGCAAAGUCAACAAACCAGGAAAGAACAGCAGAGAAACUCCUGCUGGUUUCUAAAUGACUUUUACUUUGAUUCUCCAUCAGUUUAUCCAGAGAAACUCCUGCUGGUGCAGAAAUUAUAAAGCACUUUUUGUUUCUCUCUUGCUUUUCUUUUAUUUGUUUGCAUUUCCUCUAAUUCAUGUAAAGACCUUUGAAUUGACUUGUUGAUGAAAAUGUUCUAUAUCAAUAAAAUGACGUUUUGUGAAAAU